Molecule: messenger RNA, 1800 nt
Organism: Lasiosphaeria miniovina
Lineage: Eukaryota; Fungi; Ascomycota; Sordariomycetes; Sordariales; Lasiosphaeriaceae
Product: pyridoxal phosphate-dependent transferase
Exons: 2
Coding region: 218-1468 (416 amino acids)
Biological process (GO): L-histidine biosynthetic process
Molecular function (GO): L-histidinol-phosphate:2-oxoglutarate transaminase activity; pyridoxal phosphate binding
Source: RefSeq, a predicted model, not a curated record
CGCUAGGCGAAUAUUGGCUCGUUGGUCUUGACAUGACUCCCUCCUUCAAUGCAGUGAUUCUUCGAACGAUACAUCCCCGUCGACAACUGAAAAUAUAAAAUAUAUCUUGGCGUACUUCUACCACAGUCUCUCAGGGAUUUUGAAGGCCGUUUUAGAAAACUUAUUUUGCAUCCAACCAGAGACCCCCGCGUCUUUUCUCCCCCCCCCCCCCCUCGUCAUGGCGCCCUUCAAUCUCGAUACCUGCGCACGGCCUAACAUUCUCGCAUUGGAGCCCUAUCGAUGCGCUAGAGACGACUACAAAGAUGACGGGUUAAACAUCCUGCUAGACGCCAAUGAGAAUGCUUACGGGCCGCCCAUCACGGCUGCCGACGCAAGCAACGGCUUGUUCCGAGCCUCCAGCUCCGGCUCCGGCUCCGGCUCCGGCACCGAUGCUGACGGCCCCGGCGUCGACCUCCUCGGCCUGCACCGGUAUCCAGACCCGCACCAGCACGGAUUGAAGCAGCUGUUGUGCAACCUCCGGACCUACGCCCACACGCCUAAGACUCUCACGCCCGAAAACCUGUUCGUCGGCGUGGGUAGCGACGAGGCUAUUGACCUUUUGCUGCGCUGCUUCUGCGUGCCCGGCCAUGAUCGCAUCCUCGUAUGCCCGCCCACAUACGGCAUGUAUUCAGUCUCGGCCCAGUCGAACGAUGUGGCCCUUGUCAAAGUGCCACUGCUAGAGGCGCCUACCUUCGCCGUCGACACGGAUGCCGUAUGUAACACGCUAGCCAACUCGUCCCAGCACAUCAAGCUCGUGUAUCUAUGUUCGCCAGGCAACCCCACGGGCGCCCUGAUCGCCAAGGAGGAUGUGCGCCGCUUGCUCGAGCACCCGACGUGGAACGGCAUCGUGGUCGUCGACGAGGCUUACAUCGACUUUGCCCCUGACGAGGCGUCCCUAGCCGAGUGGGUCACCGAGUGGCCGAAUUUAGUAGUGAUGCAGACUCUGUCCAAGGCCUUUGGGCUGGCCGGCAUCCGCCUCGGCGCCGCCUUCACCUCGCCACCCAUCGCCCGCCUGCUCAACAACCUCAAAGCUCCCUAUAACGUAUCGAGCCCGACGAGCGCGUUAGCCACCUACGGCCUUUCCCCUAGGGGGGUUGCCGCCAUGCGUGCCAACAAGGCGCGCCUGCUCGCACAGCGCGACCGCUUGCUCGCCGCGCUGCCCCUCAUCCCUGGCGUCGGCCGCCUGCGCGGCGGGACCAGCAGCAAUUUCCUCCUGUACGAAAUGCUCGACGCCGCGGGCCGUCCCGACAACGCCACGGCGCUGGCCGUCUACGAGCGCCUCGCCGAGACCAAGGGUGUUGUGGUCCGCUUCCGCGGCAAGGAGCACGGUUGCCUUGGCUGCCUGCGCAUCACGGUCGGCACCAAGGACGAGGUGACGCGCUUCCUCGCCGCGCUAGAGCAGACGCUCGCCGAGGUCCGCGGUGUGUAGUUGUUGGGUCUGAUAGAGGAUGUGAUAUGCAGCAGGAAAUACAAAAGCAUUGGUAAAUUUCUGUAUGCGUACUCCUUCUCAUCGUUCUCUAUCGGCCAGGUAAGUUGCAUAAAUGACUAGACCAGUGUAUCUAUCCCUCCCUUUCUGCUGGGUCUGUACGUGCGUGCUACCUCUCAAGCAACCUGUCUCCUCUAGCGGCCUGCCGUAUAUCCUGGGCGAUGAUCGUCAACACUGUCCUUCUCCACUAGCUACUUGCUCUCAGGGGGUUGUCAAAUUAUUAUUGUCUUCUCACACUCACGCGGGAAAUAUAGAUAGGGAGGGAGGGAGGGAGA